CAGCAGCGACUCCUCUUUAAAAAGACAAGACAAACACCUGCUCGGGUGAUUAAAAGAAGAGUUUCCAGACACGUAGGUGGUUUCGGUGGUGUCGGUGAUGUUCCUGAGCCCCCCAGCCUCUGCGCGGCGGUGACAGAGGUUCACAUCAGACCAUGUUGGUGCGCUUUGGCUCCAGCUGAGGAUCACAGUCCGCCACGCGCGGUUUGGAGCCUUUUAUUUGUGUUGCGCAUCCGUUAACCCAGCUGGACGUCCGAGCGCAAACAUAUGACUUUUGACAGAGCCUGGGAGCGCGGCUGCAAAUGGGCGGCAUAGGUGGCAGCCUCUACCUCAGCAUGUUGAAUGGGACUGAAACGCAAACUUUCGGAAAGAGCGCCGACAUCAGCAGUCACCUCCACCGCAGCAGCAAGGAUCUAACAGAGUUCAAGAUGGGGAUUCAGGACGCCAGGUUUUACUACCCGGACUCGGUCCAGAGCGGCCAGGACACGCUGGCUCUGCCGUACCACUCGGACCAGGCGGUGGGAGGAUACGGGGCGCAGCCCGGCAGGUUUUACGCACAGAGCCUGAGCAGCUGCCCGUACGGCGGCGUGCGCUCCCCGCCAAGAACCGCAGCCGGGCAGGGAUACAUCUCCGCCGCAGGAGACGGGUUUCCCACGCCGGGGAAAGACGUGUACUCUCCCUCCCCGGAGAAUUACUCCGUCAGCUUUCAGCACGGCUACCAGCGGGCGCCUCUUUACCCUUUACCUGGGCUACAGGUGUGCGGGAAGACGCAGGCGCUGCUCAAUAACUACCCGCUGUGGGCCAAGUUCCACAAGUUCCAAACCGAGAUGAUAAUCACCAAGCAGGGGAGGAGGAUGUUCCCCUUCCUGAGCUUCAACAUCAGCGUUCUGGACCCGUCGGCUCACUAUAACAUCUACGUGGACGUGGUUCUGGCGGAUCAGCACCACUGGCGGUACCAGGGCGGAAAGUGGGUCCAGUGUGGGAAAGCAGAGGGGAACAUGCCAGGAAACAGGAUGUACAUGCACCCCGACUCCCCCAACACCGGCGCCCACUGGAUGAGGCAAGAGGUGUCGUUCAGCAAGCUCAAGCUCACCAACAACAAGGGCAGCACCAACAACGUGGCUCAGAUGAUCGUGCUCCAGUCCCUCCAUAAGUACCAGCCCCGGCUGCACAUCGUGGAGGUGAAGGAGGACGGGUCGGAGGACCCCUUCCUGUCCUCCAAGGCGCAGACCUUCGUCUUCCCCGAGACGCAGUUCAUCGCCGUCACGGCUUAUCAGAACGCAGACAUCACUCAGCUGAAAAUAGACCACAACCCCUUCGCAAAAGGUUUUCGCGACAACUACGACACGCUGUACGCCCCGCCCGACCCGGACCGCCUGACGCCGUCGCCGCCGGAGAGCCAGCAGCUGCUGGCGGGGAGCUGCUACCCGCAGGGCUACCUGCCGGAGCCGUAUGCCGGCGCGCUGCCGCAGGGCCGCUUCUACCCGCAGCACAAGGACCCGCCCUCCAGCCCAGGCCACGCCCCCCACAGCCGCUGGUACCUGCCGCCCCAGCAGGGCGUCGCCGCCGCCAGCCGGCUGGACUUCGCCUCGUCCUACGAGGGCGACUUCUCGGGAAACGGUUUCUACAAGCCCUUCCCGCUGCAGACGUCGGCCCACCACGCGCUCAGCUACUACCCGGACCACCCGUUUGCCCCCGGCGGGGUGUCGGGCGCCGCCCCGGCGGGCUGGGGCGCCGGGCGGCCCGCGCCGCAGUACCUGGGCCACGCCGCCAAGCCGGGCGCCGGCCUGGGCUGGUACCGCCCCGUGUCGUCCUCGUCCUCCUCCUCGUCCUCGUCCACCUCGCCCGGGAACCCGCGGCUGCACCCGCCCCCCCUCCUGGAGCCGCCGCCGCCCGGCCUGCUGCCGGACAAGCCCAAGGACGGCGCCGCGCUGGCCGAGGACCCCUGGCUGCAGCCGCCCUCCGUCAAGUCGGCGGACUCGGUGGACUCGGGCCUGUUCGAGGGCGGCGUGGCCGACAGCAAGAAGAGGAGGGUGUCUCCGUACACGUCCAGCACCGAGAACUCGCCGCCGCCGCCGCUCUGCGAGAAGGACAGCAACAGCGACGCAGACUACUACGGCUACUAUACCCACUGAGCCUCACGGCGCCGCCCCUCGCCGCCCGGCCCGCCCCACCGCCACGGCCGGGAAACAGUCUCCCGGUUGUGCCGCGGAAAAACUCAAGUACCAGAAAACAGAACCUCAUCUCGUGUCCCGACUGUCCCGCCGCGCCGCCGAGCGUCGGCAGGAACUCUCAAGGUUGGCGUCAAAGUCGGCGGCGGACAGAAGCAGAUGUGACUGAAACGCCGCCCGCAGUCGCACAAACGCCAAACACACCGACAGACCUGUGACCGAAAGCCUGCCAAACAUCUGGAGAUAAAAACAACAACAACAACAGAAAAGAUCUGCAUAUCUGCCGGGUGACAGACGCCUGCAGGGAGUGUCUGUUCGUCCUGCGUCAAACGCUCGCCGCUCUGUCUCCUCGGCUUUGUCUCGCCUCUCUCAGCCAUUCACACACAUUCUCACACAUUCAUCUCCCCCUGCCGAGUCUGAGCACACACACACGCACACACACACUCACACACACAAACACACAAUCCUCUCUUUAAUUAGGCCUGAUUCACCUCGGCUCCCACUAGUGGCCAGCCUGCGGUACUGCAGGCAGAGAGCAGCGCUGACUGAACCGGGGUCAAAGGUUAAGACAGAUUAGCCUCGGCACAUGUUCGGAAGGGGAGGUUAAUCCGCCGCGGCCAUGUUAGCGUAACCUUUCAGUGAGUCUGUGCAGCUGGAUGUGAUCCAACAUAUCUCUCAGCUUAAACACCAGACGGAUUCACGAAAAACAUCUGCAGGACUCAAACGUUACGUUAUUGAUUGGAGUCCGUUCAAAUCCGAGGUUUGCAAUACUGCAACUCGCUGUUUAUUUAUUUAUAAAGUUGGUUUUUAGCACACAGGAUACACACACUAGGCUGUUUUCUUGCAUCCAUAGAUUAUUGAAGCAAUACUGAACCUCAUGAAAUCAAUAUUUUAUGAUACAUUUCAAUCAGACUGAGUGACUGAAGGGACGGAGGGCGCUGUAAACGACCGUUACCCAGAUCCAGGACACGGUCAACAGUUGCCUCAUUUCAGUGUUCUGUGUCUUGUUCUGAUGGUGAAGCGCUGAUAUUCCAGAUGUUGAGAUAAUCCGUCAGGAGUGUUAAAAAGAAAUCCAGCGGACUGAGCUGCUUGGAUAAAACACUGGAAAUGCGCAUCUCCAACCUGCUAAAGCCCGUCGGUCUGAAAACACAAAGCCCACAAUCAAUAACAGUCAUUUCCAGAGACUUCAGCUCCUCGUCGUCUCCGUCGUCACGUCCUCAUCAGCAGGGUCGCCCCUCCAUGUCUAAUUUCUUCCAGGUCAGAGGUCACACACACACACACCUCGGGUGGAUCUAAAUUAGGCCACAGCAGCGAAUUUAGAGCAUCAUAAUCCAUCAAUACAGACAAACCCAACGUUUUCCUUCGGUUUGAGUGCAAAACAACACAAGGACAUUCUGAAAAUUUAAAUUAUUUUUUUAUAAAAUCUAAAAAAAAUAGAAUCUGUUCAGUAUUUCUUUUCAAACUAAUCUGGAUAAAAAAAAAAUCAUGUCACUUCUCCAGAGAUGGUUUCUGCAGUGUUUUUUUAUUAUGAACUCACCGUCAUGGUUUAGCUCUGAUGCUAACGCUACGUCAGCCGUAAUGACGCACUUUCCCGCCUUAUUGUAACCUGAAUUCCCACUGGAAGAGUGCGCCCUCUAGAGGAAGCAUCAGGAACUUCACUGAAAAUAACCAAACGGUCCGGUGGAAAACUGAAAGCAGCAUGUUUUGUGUUUGACUGAACAUUUUAGGAGCAGAAGAGCAAAACAUGUGGGAAACCCGACAGACACACAAACUGGACUUUUAGACCGGCUCAAAUUCAGGAACAAGCCUGGAUUCAGGGAAAUACACUUUAAACACAGAGUUGCUGAAUACCGUGGAACCCUGACGCCUCUGUGAAAGUUGUUAAAAAAACUGGAUAACAUGGAAUCUUUAGGUUAUUUAAGAUCAAGCUGAAAAUAAACUUGUAAAUCUUUGAAAGAAGGUUUAAAGAAGAUUUAAAAAUGGACUUUAAUGUGUUUUGGUGCUUUGCGAGCUCAUCCUGCAGGCAGGACUGAAGCGUCUUGCAGAGUAGAUCGCUGUCCGCGUGUUUUACAGUCCAUGCUGUAAAACCUGAUCAUGCCGUCAGCAGCGAUUCAGCCGUGAUCAGUUUGCACAUAUUGCUUCCAAAGCAUGCUCAGAUUAAAAGUCUGGUCUCUGCAGCCUCCUGAAGCCGAGCUAGCAUACUUUCUACUGUACUUUUUAUUUUCUGUAUUUUCUGUUUAAUUAGCAGCAUCAGAAGUUUAGCUUCGGGAAGUGGCACGUGUCACCUCUCCUCCACCAUCUCGCCCAAACCCUCCAGGAUUUCCCCAAAUCGCCGUGUCUGAAAGUGGGUCAGGCCGGAUGCCCACGUCGGCCCUGCAGGUAACCAGACGAGGCACUGUCACCCUCAGACCGCCGCCAACAGGAAGCGCGGAGUGACCGCGCAGACACUCUGAAUUUCCCCCCGAGUCGUGGGUGACGCCGGCUGACAGAGGCCCGGCGCCCGGCCGCUGACAGGAUGAAGAGUGAGGCUGCGGUCGCCGGCCGUCAGGCGCGAGCGCCUCACUCCUCACCAGGUGUGCUAACAGCCUCAGACAACACCGGGGGCGACAGGCGGGCCCCCGGAGUCCAGCAGGGCCGCUGGAACCCCACCGAGCCCCACAUCGACGGGGCGGGGCGGACGCUGCAAACCGAAAUACACCCAACUCCCAGAGGAGGCGGGUCAGGAGCUUUUAAUUCUGACUAUGUUAAAGUUUUGUGAUGAUAUUUCACAAAUAUUCUUAGAGCAAUACAACAAUAAUUUUAUGAGUAAUUUUAAAAUACAAAUUUAAAACUGAAGCUGCACGAUGUCAUUUUGUGUCUUUUUAUAGGAAACUUCGUCAUUAAAUUAAACAGAUCAUGAACUCAGUACCGUCCAAUUUCCACUAAUAUUUAGCCUCAAGUUCAAUGAUUUAUAUUCAAUUUUGAGCACAAACUAAAGUACAGGAGAAAAACUAUCUUUAUUCUCAUUUAUUAUCUAAAUUUGUUGGUGUUUCCUUCGAGUGAUUUUAAAACUGACCUGUGAAGGAAUUAAUAAUUUAUUUGAUAUAGGCUGUCCCUUUCAAGAAGACAGAAAGCUAAAUAUUGAGCCGUGUUGAGACGGAUUAUCCAUCAGCUGUUGUUUCUGUCCGUUGUUUUGUUUUCAUAUCGUUUCUAAAACUGGACUUCAUGACAGAAGUUUUCAAAAAUUAGUGAAAAAUACACUCAGUGCUCUCAUGAACAUUUAUCAAGGAUCAAUAAUCAGACAGGAUAUUUAUUCAUAGUAAUUACACAGAGAUGGCACAUGUCCAGACUUCUUUACGCUUCAGUAGAUUUUCCAGAAAUCUGACCUUUCAGUAUUUUUACGUCAUUCUUCGUUUCCUGCUUUAUCUUCUGUGAGAUGACUCGUUAAAUUCAUGAACAGGUUGGAGAUCGUGCAUCGUGUUCUCUGGUUCCCAUCUGACACCCUGGGUGUGGUGAUCAGUGUUGGAGCAGCUCAGUCUCAGUGUGACGACUUGAACCAACUCCGCCGAGACGCACGGACUAAACCAUGCGAACCAGAACAAGUUCCCUCUUCAGCUGUCCGUUCACACACUCGAAGCUCAUUCUGAGGUCUUAAAGAGGACAAACUGUGUGACGCUUCACCGGGAGCCAGAUCGGCUCGUGUCCCUGUUUGUCUGAGUUCUCGUCUCUGUUGGUGUCUGGGAGGAAACGGAGGCCGUUCGCGGGACGGUUCGUGUUUCCAGAGGCGUUAGCGGAGCGAGUUGGUCCCCGACGCCUCGGGAACCGGUCACCGGCGCUGCUGUGCUCCACUCUCACGUGCUGUGUGUUGUUUCUGUGCUCUGAAUUGACCCUGAAGGCAUGGAGGGCAGCAGGAGAGCUGCUGCCAGGCGCCUCAGGAGCGCCCCCUGCUGGAUAUCUCAGACAUUACAGGCGGCCCUCCAGCCAGAUGUUGAACCUCUGGAAAUGCCUCCAGUCCCCUGGGCCGGAGGACGACUGGCAGCCUCGGCUGUUUUCUGGAGACGGAGACGGAGAGGUCGGCUCCAGCCAGAGUGUUUUCCUUGUGUGUGAUUCAUGUUUACGGCUCAGCGGAGAAACAAACCUCCUCUGAGAGUUUCCCCAACAGCCUUUAAAAUGCAGCGCAGAAAAAUGAAAGGAGGGUUUCUGGAGGAGAAGCAGAGCCUGUUAUUUAUUGAAAAGGUGGCAUAAUUGUGUAUUGUACUUUUGUUUUUUUAUUCAUGAAAUUAAAGCUUAUACAUGAUAAAAAUGGCCGCCUCGUAGCAC
Molecule: messenger RNA, 6467 nt
Organism: Salarias fasciatus (jewelled blenny)
Lineage: Eukaryota; Metazoa; Chordata; Actinopteri; Blenniiformes; Blenniidae
Gene: tbx21
Product: T-box transcription factor 21
Exons: 6
Coding region: 300-2132 (610 amino acids)
Biological process (GO): lymphocyte migration; regulation of transcription by RNA polymerase II; cell fate specification
Cellular component (GO): chromatin; nucleus
Molecular function (GO): RNA polymerase II cis-regulatory region sequence-specific DNA binding; DNA-binding transcription factor activity, RNA polymerase II-specific
Source: RefSeq, a predicted model, not a curated record